This is a messenger RNA of Passer domesticus (house sparrow), 1233 nucleotides long. It is a transcript of the gene NKX6-3, whose product is annotated as NK6 homeobox 3. Gene Ontology annotation, molecular function: RNA polymerase II cis-regulatory region sequence-specific DNA binding; DNA-binding transcription factor activity, RNA polymerase II-specific. The coding region runs from base 1 to 783 and encodes 260 amino acids. Lineage: Eukaryota; Metazoa; Chordata; Aves; Passeriformes; Passeridae. Gene Ontology annotation, biological process: regulation of transcription by RNA polymerase II; cell differentiation. Gene Ontology annotation, cellular component: nucleus. The record is from RefSeq and is a predicted model, not a curated record. The transcript has 3 exons.
AUGGAUGCCAACCUGCCCGGCACCUUUCUGCUCAACGGCCCCUCGCUGGGCGCCUUCCCCGAGGCCAAGGCGCCCGUUUGCCAGUACUCAGUGCAGAGCUCCUUCUACAAGCUGGCGGCGCCCGGGCUGGGCGCCCAGCUGGCGGCCGGCACCCCGCACGGCAUCUCCGACAUCCUCGGGCGGCCCGCGGCGGCGCCGAGCGGCGCGCUCCUCCCCGGCUACCCGCACGCGGGCGGAUUUAACGGACUGAGCUCCCCGGGCGUCUAUUACGGGCCCCAGGUGGGCGCCCUGCCCAAGGCCGGCGGCGAGUACCUGCCGCGGGGCCGGAGCUGCUGGGCGGAGGCGGCCCCGGAGUGGCGGGGCGGCCGGCAGUGCGGCGGCCCCCCUGCUCACUUGGCUGACAGCAUCCACAAGAAGAAGCACACGCGCCCAACCUUCACGGGACACCAGAUCUUUGCUCUGGAGAAGACUUUCGAGCAGACCAAGUACCUGGCGGGUCCGGAGAGAGCGCGGCUGGCCUACUCCCUUGGCAUGACUGAGUCUCAGGUGAAGGUCUGGUUCCAGAACCGACGGACCAAAUGGAGGAAGAAGAGCGCCCUGGAGCCCUCCUCAUCCUCGCAGCGGGCGGGGGGCUCUGGCGGAGAGCGGGCGGCCUCCGAGACCGAGGACGAUGAGUACAACAAGCCCCUGGACCCCGACUCGGAUGACGAGAAGAUCCGGCUGCUGCUGAGGAAGCACCGUGCAGCCUUCUCCAUGCUGGGCUUGGGCACGCACAGCGGCUGAGCGCCAGCACAGCCUGCCCCUCUGGCCCGGGGUGACCCCCCUCACCAGCAGCUGGGGGGUGUGGGGUGGCAGCUGGAUGGGGGGCACGGCUGGCAGGGCUGGGAGCAGCACACGUGGUAGUGUCAGGUGCAGCGUUGAUGAAAUAAAGGUCCCCGUCGAGUCCCAGCACUUGUUUCGUGGUCCAGGGUGGCCUUGUGAGGCUGGGCUAGAGAAGGGUUGGGGAUAGGAUGGAUGGGGCAGGGUCUGCAUGCCCGGCAGGGGAAGGGGCCACGCUGUGGUGCUGCAUGUGGGACAGGAAGUGCCCCACAGAAGCAGGGGAGCCCUGGAGAUUUUCCCAGGGUUUUCUCUGCUUUGGGCGUGUACCAGCAGCAAGAGCUGCUGGUUCAAAAGUCACUCACUGGGGCCUCUUAUUGGAAGCUCUUAGCAGCAAAUAAAUAUCAUUUAUCUUAA